AUGACUGAGCACCACGACAACGAAGGCCUUGAGGUGGAUCUCGACGCCCAGAGAGCAGCCAAAGCCCAGAGGUAUCAACAGAAUGUUCCAUUCGGCUUGAAUAUUUGGGCAUUUACGGCUCUCAUCGCGCUCAUCGCGGCUGCCAUUGUUGGGGGAGCUGUAGGAGGAGGACUCGGCACAGCGUUGGCCAAUGCAAAGUCUGAUCUGAAUUCAUGUACUAGGGAGAGGUCUGCACCGGCUGAAUGUCCGACUAUGGACAACACAGCAAGUGAGGCCUUACAAACGCCGUAUAUACCGAGGCCAGCCUCGGACGUCCCCGAGGUUGCGCUUAAUUGCUCUAGGAAUAAGAGUGACGGAACAAGCUUCAUGAUUAAGAUGGGAUACAGCUUCAAGUGGUACUGUGGUGUAGGUGCUACUUCUGGUUCUGAGGCCAGUGAGGGCGGCGUUAUCGGCGAUUUUGUCCGCAUCGUUGCAUAUUCUAUUGAGGACUGCCUCACAGCCUGUGCAACGAUGAUCGAGAAUGAUGUUCAACAAGGUACGGGAACAGAAUGCAAAAGUGUUGUUUUCAAUAAGAAUAUGUCGAAGGAGUGGGAAAGCCGUAGCGCAAACUGUUGGUUGAAGAACGGGACCAAACCUAGAGGGAGUGAUUGGGGGUUCGUAGAUGACUGGUAUGCUUACGCCGAAAGGGACAACUAA
Messenger RNA from Fusarium oxysporum Fo47, 696 nucleotides. RefSeq lists its product as uncharacterized. The transcript is spliced from 5 exons. The record is from RefSeq and is a predicted model, not a curated record. NCBI's taxonomy places the organism in Eukaryota, Fungi, Ascomycota, Sordariomycetes, Hypocreales, Nectriaceae. The coding region runs from base 1 to 696 and encodes 231 amino acids.